AGGUGCUACGUAAAGAUGAAUGUUGUACAGAAAGUUGUGCAAGAUUUCAAGCCUGUGCUGCUGAUGGUAUUGGUGCAGAUUGCAUAUGCUUCUGUGAAUGUGCUCUACAAGCUCGCCAUUAAUGAUGGAAUGAGCAUUAGGGUAGUCAUUGCCUACCGCUUGAUGUUUGCAGUAGUUUUCACUUUCUCUCUGGCUCUUAUUUUCGAAAGAAAGAACAGGCCGAAGCUGACAUGGAGAGUGCUUUUCAUGUCAUUUUUUAGUGGUCUAUUUGGAGGAAGUUUAUUACAUAACCUAUUCCUUGAGGCCUUGGAUCUGGUGUCAGCUACAUUUGCCACUGCUGUCUAUAAUCUCGUUCCUGCAGUCACUUUUAUGUUGGCCAUCUUUUGCGGCUUGGAAAAGUUAAACAUGCGAAGCUCAGCAGGAAAGGCCAAAGUGUUGGGAACGAUACUAGGAAUUGGCGGGUCAAUGCUGCUGACGUUUUACAAAGGGCUUGAAAUUAACGUUAGGAGCUUCGGCAUUAAUCUUUUGCAGAAAAAUGGUCAUGUAGCAACCUUGCAUACUGACUCUGAUCAUAAAUUUCUGGGUGUUUUGUGUGGUUUUGGAAGCUGCUUCAGUUUUGCAUUAUGGCUUAUCAUUCAGUCCAAGAUGAGUAAAGAAUUCCCAUCUCAUCACACAAGUACUGCGUUGAUGUCCUUAAUGGCCGCAAUACAAGCCACAGCCUUUGCCCUUUAUACUGAGAAGGAUUGGAGCCAAUGGAAGUUGGGUUCUAGUAUUAGGCUUCUAACCGUCACUUAUACGGGAAUUGUGGCUUCCGGAGGAGCGGUUAUCGUUAUUGCAUGGUGUGUACGGAUGAGAGGCCCAAUGUUUGUAUCUGUUUUCAACCCUCUGAUGCUUGUGCUCGUGGCUGUGGCUGAUUCCUUGAUGUUAGAUGAGAACUUAUAUGUAGGGAGUGUAAUUGGAGCCUUUCUAAUUGUGUGCGGCGUAUACAUGGUGCUAUGGGGUAAGAGCAAGGAAAUGAAAAAGGUGAAUCACUUGGUGACAUCAGAAAUUACCCAAGAACAUGAUGCAACUGAGGUUGUCAUGCCCACCACCACAAAUGAUGACAAUGGUGACUGCGUUAAUAAUACCAAUGCCAUUUGUAAGGCAAUAUAGUUGUCAAGGUUUCAUCACGAAAGUGGACAUGAAAUGCACUACGUUGAAAAUUACACUUUAGA
Messenger RNA from Abrus precatorius (Indian licorice), 1214 nucleotides. Its product is annotated as WAT1-related protein At1g25270-like. The record is from RefSeq and is a predicted model, not a curated record. Lineage: Eukaryota; Viridiplantae; Streptophyta; Magnoliopsida; Fabales; Fabaceae. Bases 16 to 1152 code for a protein of 378 amino acids. Gene Ontology annotation, molecular function: transmembrane transporter activity. The transcript has 7 exons. Gene Ontology annotation, cellular component: plasma membrane.